AUGUCAGUAGAGUGUACAAGUCAGCUGGGGUUUCAUCGUCCACUUACGAUGAUGGUAAAGGAAUCUCUUUUUAUAUGUAAUCCACAUGAGUUUCCAAUUAUAUUUAAGAUCAAAACGACAGCUCCUAAGCAAUAUUGCGUCCGACCGAAUUCAGGUCGUAUUGAAGCAGGAAAAGAAAUAGAGGUUUUAGUGCUUUUGCAGGCGUUAAAAGAGGAGCCGCCACUUGAUUAUAAAUGCAAAGACAAAUUUCUUAUCCAGUCUAUUAUUCUUAAUGAUAAGAAUGUUACAGAUUCACAAAACAUGCUUUCACUAUUUGAUACCGUUGCAAAAGAAGAUAUUUAUGAAAAGAAGAUUAAAUGUGUUUUUCUUGGUCCUAUGCAAGAUUCUACUCAUAGUAUUUUAGAAAAGUCUUCAAACGGAUAUGAUAAAUUUGCCUCUACACGAUCUUCUCAAACUCACGAUUAUAAUACAGAUUCAACAACCAAAGCGGUGCAUGAUUCUAGUUAUUUGUCACAAGAAGAUAGCACAUUAACUAGCAAAGCACUUGAAAAUGCGGAAUCAAGUACUAAUCUUGCAAUUCAAUUAGUUGAAGCUAAAACAACAAUUAAAAAACUUAAAGAUCAAUUAAAAGAAUCAGAGCUUCGUCAUCGUAAUUAUGAAGCAUUUGAAAAGAAGGAAAAAAUAAUUCCAGAGAAAAUUCCGAUUACAACAUCACUGUAA
Messenger RNA from Pneumocystis carinii B80, 720 nucleotides. RefSeq lists its product as hypothetical. Gene Ontology annotation, cellular component: endoplasmic reticulum membrane; plasma membrane. Gene Ontology annotation, molecular function: FFAT motif binding. NCBI's taxonomy places the organism in Eukaryota, Fungi, Ascomycota, Pneumocystomycetes, Pneumocystales, Pneumocystaceae. Gene Ontology annotation, biological process: endoplasmic reticulum membrane organization. The transcript is spliced from 5 exons. The record is from RefSeq and is a predicted model, not a curated record. The coding region runs from base 1 to 720 and encodes 239 amino acids.